Molecule: messenger RNA, 1145 nt
Organism: Drosophila eugracilis
Lineage: Eukaryota; Metazoa; Arthropoda; Insecta; Diptera; Drosophilidae
Exons: 2
Coding region: 96-1037 (313 amino acids)
Cellular component (GO): myosin II complex
Molecular function (GO): myosin heavy chain binding
Source: RefSeq, a predicted model, not a curated record
GAAAAUACUUAACUCUCACAUUUCGGCCGACGUAGCCCAAAAUUGUUGUAUUUUAACUCUAUAUAGACCCGAUCCGAUUUGCAAUCCCUGACAAGAUGAAUAAGAUAGCGACGCAGAAGGCACAUCCUUACAGCGACUUAGAGCACGCCCGGAAUGAGGGAUUCUUCCACAAGCAAUCGGAGCUGAUGAUGAUGCUGCCUGAAAUGUCGAAGCUCCGGGAUAUAUUUGAUCUAUUUGUGGUCGAUGGUUAUGCAGCAGGAUCCGGAAUAAGAUCAGGGCCAGCAGCAUUAGCAAUAGCAGGAGCAAAAAUAACAGAACUUCGAUGCUUGGAUCCUGGCGCCAGCAUAAGCAUGUCCGAUGUGCCAGACUGCCUGCGCACCAUGGGCCUGUGUCCGAGUGGACAAUGGCUGUCGGCUCGUCUGGAGGAGCAGAUACGUCGGAGGGAAGCGAUGGGACCAUUGGGUGCACUGAUCUCCCAACGGGCCUCCUUUGAGCUAGUGCUUACACUCUACUGCCAGUGGGCCGACCAGAAAGAAGGGCUCUCUGGCGAGGAUGUGCUGAAAGCCCUGCACAUUUUCGAUCUAAAGGCCACAGGACUGUUGCCAUACAGCAAACUGCGCCAAAUGUUGACCACCAUGGGAGAUCGACUGGACGUAAAGGAGGUCUGUAGCUUGCUGCACUAUGCCGCGGACAUGAGCGGCAACGUUAACUACGAGCACCUGGUCAAGCUAAUGUUUGCCAAAGAUCCGGACGCAGAGGAGAAGCUAAAGCAGGCCCGGCUUUAUUUGCAGGCGGUGGGACGCAAUGCCAUUGAUAUGGACAUGGCCAAACGGGACGAGUUCAUCGACGCCCUCAGGCGUGCGGAUCCCGUGAGUUCUGGAUUCAUCGAACCGGAGCGCCUGCUGGAGCUUUUGAAUCGUAGUGAUGACCGGUUCACCAGCGAGGAACUGCAGCUCCUCACCCAGGGAAUGGAGGACACAAGGUGCGAGCGGGGCAUCAACUACCGACGCUUCCUGCAGUUCAUCAUGAACGAGUAGGGCCCACCUCUACGCGGAUUGUCUUCUCCUGAAAUAUUUUUUUUUUACUAAAUUUGUAUCUCUAAAUUCUUUUUUCUUCCAAAAUGUAAGCCAACGAAAUAAACUUAA